Messenger RNA from Zophobas morio, 378 nucleotides. RefSeq lists its product as uncharacterized. The record is from RefSeq and is a predicted model, not a curated record. Gene Ontology annotation, biological process: proteolysis. The transcript is spliced from 3 exons. NCBI's taxonomy places the organism in Eukaryota, Metazoa, Arthropoda, Insecta, Coleoptera, Tenebrionidae. The coding region runs from base 1 to 378 and encodes 125 amino acids. Gene Ontology annotation, molecular function: serine-type endopeptidase activity.
AUGGGGCAACAGACACCUUUCUAUAACCUGCCCAAACUCUCCUAUGAAGAUAUUGGUUUUGUAUACCCUGAAAGCCAAGGAGAGGGCGUCAAAGUGUACAUUAUUGAUACAGGGAUUUAUGUAGAUCAUCCAGACUUUGAAGGAAGAGCAUCAUUUGGAGUUGACCUCACUGGAGAAGGCUACGAAGAUUUUGAAGGGCAUGGAACCCACGUAGCAGGAAUCGUAAGCUCUAAAACAUACGGCGUUGCUAAAAAAGCAGAAACAAGAGCUGUCAAAAUUUUAAAGGCCGAUGGCUCUGGGACAACAUCAGCACUCAUUGAGGCAUUUCAUUGGGUAAUACAAGAAGUUUUGCGUGAGAAAACCGAAACAGGUUUAUAG